AUGCAAUUUCAAGUUCUUUACAAGGUCGUGAUCCUUGUGUUUAUCAACAUCGCUUCGUUGUUUGGUAACAUACUGGUAUGCUUCAGCGUUUACAAAAAYMCCCGCYUAAGAACCAAGAUUGGGAUAGUGAUUCUUGCCUUAGCAGCGACUGAUCUUCUGUCAGCUCUUAUAAUCAUUCCUUUGUCAACAGCUUCGAUGGCUCUGUCCGAAAACAACAUGGAUUUAAUGCCGGAAUGGUUGACAAGCAACAARAACGGACCUUUAUGCUAUCUCCAGUGUUUUAUGGUGUAUACAUUGUACGGUAUGUCUCUAUUCCUAAUGGCAGAAGCUGCAUUUAUCAGGUAUCUUUGUGUUGUCCAUCCAUCUCUCUAUCGUCGCUACAUCACAAUCAAAACUAUUCUAGCAGCCUCGGGAAUCAACUGCUUAAUUGUUCUGGCCUUACAAGCCUCGGUGCUCGUGCCAGAAUACGCGGUUGCACGGUUCAUAUCAAAGAACAACCUGUGYAUGAUGUCUUUCCCGAAAAAAGAGCACAAGUCUAUAGAGGCAGGACUGUUAUGGACUAUAAUCGUCACCUGGUUUGUCAUUCCAGUUGCUGUUAGCUUUUUCAGCUACAUUGCGAUAUUUUGCAAGGUUAAAAAACACAACCGCAGCAUCCAUAUCACAUCGAAAAGUUUAGAUAAGAAAGGUGAAAAAAAGAGAAAAUCCACAAAAUCUACUGCAGAUAUGGAAAGCAAGAAACAAGCGAUUGCAGAMGAUGGAAAACCAGAAACACAAGAUGGAGAACAKUUAGAAAAGUWCGAUAAUAAUGUUUGCCUUUCCGCCAAUAGGGAUAMAAAACCUCUGAGUCACUUCUUGGAGAGGCAUGACYUGUCACAGGKUGGUUCUUCACAUGUGCACAUCCGUAGGCAAGGCGAYYACACCCAUAGCGASGAURUUCACAUACAAGCGACGAAUGAUAAUACUAUUAUUGACGACACUCGUGUCACUAGUAUGGGUGACAAAGGUAAACAUUAUGCCAAAGUGUGUGGUAGAAAAAGACAUCUGAACAGCAGAGAGAAAAUCGGUAGCAUGUGUGAGGACAAUCUACGUGAAAGGAAUAUUCACAUCCCUCUAAAAGGAAAAAUGCUUGUGAUGGAAACAGAAUCAAGCCAGAGUCAAACUGUAGAAAUCACAUCCAUGGACAAAAUUCAAGAAARUAAAAUUCAUCAGGUCGACAGCGGGACCUGCUCCUCCCAAAAUGACGUCAUGACAAGUAUUUCAAAUCAGUACAAAACUCAAAGAAGCGAAGCCAAAGUAACCAAGACAGUCAUGGCUGUGUUCGCUGGGUUUCUAUGCUGUUGGUUGCCUGCUGUAGUGGAUUUUGCUAUUGCUCAAACACAAAAGUUAGGCUCCUAYCACGGCCUCGUGAUUCCCAUUUGUUGUGCUCUUUCGUCGGCCGUGAACCCCUUYAUUUAUGGCGUCGCUGAUCGAAGGUUUCGACAAACGUACAAAAAGAUACUCACUUGUAAGAACGUCUGA
Molecule: messenger RNA, 1518 nt
Organism: Exaiptasia diaphana
Lineage: Eukaryota; Metazoa; Cnidaria; Anthozoa; Actiniaria; Aiptasiidae
Product: D(2) dopamine receptor A
Exons: 2
Coding region: 1-1518 (505 amino acids)
Biological process (GO): G protein-coupled receptor signaling pathway
Cellular component (GO): membrane
Molecular function (GO): G protein-coupled receptor activity
Source: RefSeq, a predicted model, not a curated record